AUGGCCCCAUGCAUGAGAAUCGAGAAUAUCAUCGCCUGUGAUUCAAACUUGGCCUCAGAGGCUACCUCAGACGACUGGAUGCAUGUCGACCAGAAGGAUCUGCAGACUGUGCUGCCGAAGAUGAAGACUUUCCUUCCGAAUGUUAACGAGCAUCCUGCAUCCAGCGGCACUUGCUCUGAUGUAGCUGUGGUGCAUGAUUCAAGCGUAUUGACACAAUUGCAUGUGCUGGCUACCUGCUGCUCCAGUCAGUCGCCACAGACUCUUCCCAGCUUGAAACUGCUGAUCCACCAGGCCUCUCAACACAAGCUGGGUGGCUCCAACGCCGCAUGGCUUGCUCAACCUGUGAGCUCGUCGAGCCUCAGUGCAUUCAAGCCCGUCCAUGCGACUAUGUUGUGGAAGAAUCAGCUAGUUGAUCCCAAGCUGCUGCAGGCGUCUAGCGGUCUCGCUGCGCCAACGCCCUCCUUCAUCCCCACCAGCAUCCAAGAUCAAGCAUUGCGUCCGGCAAAGCGACUCCGUUCGCAAACCCUGACGGCCAAAGAUGCGGUGGAGAUUUACAGCAAGAGGCCGGCUAUUGUAAGUGCAGUUCUGAUGAAUGGAACUCACGCCGCUAAGUUCGCCAAAGCUUAUCAUGUCGCGACAAACACGAUCCGAGACAUCUGGAAUCGACGGAGCUGGGUUACCGUCACAUACCCCUACUGGACACCUGAGGAGCACAAGUCUUUCCGUCACUUGAACCCUGAGGUCUACAAGAAACUUGUACGUUGCAACAGCAACAAGGAAUAA
Molecule: messenger RNA, 783 nt
Organism: Guillardia theta CCMP2712
Lineage: Eukaryota; Cryptophyceae; Pyrenomonadales; Geminigeraceae
Exons: 3
Coding region: 1-783 (260 amino acids)
Source: RefSeq, a predicted model, not a curated record